Molecule: messenger RNA, 6584 nt
Organism: Clupea harengus (Atlantic herring)
Lineage: Eukaryota; Metazoa; Chordata; Actinopteri; Clupeiformes; Clupeidae
Gene: bmf1
Product: BCL2 modifying factor 1
Biological process (GO): negative regulation of autophagy; apoptotic process; positive regulation of apoptotic process
Cellular component (GO): myosin complex
Source: RefSeq, a predicted model, not a curated record
GAGUGGACUGGGCGCGGCCUUUUUGUGGGAACGUUACAAUCAUGUGCUGGUCUGCUAUGCUGAAAGGUAAUUAGAAACCAUUACAGCUGUGUCAGGCAGAGCACACAGUGCACAAUGCUGAUUACAGGCAGAUUGUUUGCCAUUCUUGGAUAAAGGUCACCUAUUCAUCAAACAAUGGCAGUGGGGGGAUUGUUAAAGAUGAGCAUAGAUCGGGCUUCAAUCUCAUAUGAGCAAAAUAAGAUCAAGUAGACGGGUAAAUACAUAAGGGGAAAAUUGUGUGCAUACAUCAUCCAAAGAAUUUAUCUUGUAGUGCUGUCAAUGUUUCAGAAUUACUGGAUAUGUUUACAUUUUGCGCCAUAUGUCCAUCAUCUUUAGCCAAAUGUACAUUCAUGUGCAUAACAUUUGCAUCCUUUACUUGUAUGCAUAGGUUACCCUUUCUAUUUAUUUUGUAUAUUCUUCAGUGUUCUUCAAUUUAUUCUUAAUGGGACUUGGCUGUGUGUUAUCCGUCAUCGAUAAAAUAAACACUGUUAACACAAUGGCACACAGAUGUGACAAUUGUCAUUCAAAUAGGCAGUGGCUACGCAUUUCAGCAGCAGAAAAGGCGGAGGCAGUCGCUGACAGAAAGUGGACUAGUUUUCCCGCUGGGGAAUUUCCCAUCCACGUGUCUAAAUAGGCGGGAUCAAAACAAACAUUUUGAUUGGUUGUCAGGACUUCUAGCUUAAUUCUUAAAGGUAUAACCACUCAAUUCUGUGGUGAGUAACAUAUAUUGUGCCAAUAAUUAUAUUCGUUAAAUAGUCAAUUGGUGUCUAUUGAGAUCAACCUGACAUUUUACAUCUGAAACAUUUUACAGAAUUAGUUAAUAUUGUAUGAUGCAAUUGUCCUGAUGCAGUGUGGCACCACGUAACUUACAAUGUGGCUGUAACCCUAAGUUAAAAUGACAUCCGUGAUCGUGAUAAUAAAAUAAAUAAAAAAUGUAUCGUAAAAUACAGCACUCACAACAUUGGUAAUUAAACUGAUAUUAACACAUUUUAACUGUUCAAUUCAGUGUGAUGCUACUGUGUCUUUAAGGCUGAUUUAUUUACUUCGUGACGUUUAGUCAAAGGGAGGAGUACUUUUUGUCUUCUGACGUCGACGAAGAUGAAAUGGGCAUGCCACUCGACUCACAGCAGAGAAAGGAGUUGAGCAGCGAUAAGCACGACCCUGCCUGCGUCGCCAACAAUCGUGAUCUUACAAAUACAUUUCUGACAAGGAAAUACCACGACUGGGAGGACUCACCGAGGUAUUAUGAAGAACCUGAGCAAAUUAUCAAAGGCAAAGACGUAACGUUAGUUUCUUCUUUAUCAGGCAGCCCGAUUGCGGGGAGGUUCACAUGGAGGAUGAGGACGAGGAUGUUUUUCAGGACUCGGCACACACUUGGCACACACCCUUCAGGGAGAUAAAGGAGGUCAAGUCGGAGAACAGGGCCACCCAGACACCCAGCCCCGCCCUGUUGCUAGGCAGCGGCAUGCUGCCUUGUGGCCUGGCAGAAGAGCCAAGACGACUCUUCCGCGGUAACGCAGCCCUGCGAUUGUCCCACUUUGAGCGUGUGGGUGAAGCCAUGGCUGAAGACCAGUGGGGACCUGCCGACCCCCCUCGGCAACCAGCAGCAAGGAGUGUGGAAGCGGAGAUAGGCCAGAAACUGCAGAUGAUCGGAGAUCAGUUCCACCAGGAACAUCUACAGCUGUUCCAGAUAAACCAAAGGCACCAGCGGCAGCCAUUCUUGUGGCGUCUGGCGUGGGCUUUAUACACCCUGUUCAUCGAGAGACCGGAGGGCGGCAGGCCGAGGUGAGACGGACCGAGCGGACCAGCCGCCACCACGGACCGGACCGUCCUGCCCGGUCCCACUUGGCGUGGCAAGGACCUCCAAUGGCACUGUCCAAGAUUCAACACGGGUUUGGAGACGAAAGAAGGACUGAGAGAGGGAGAAAUGGAGAGAGCGACAGAGAGACGAGCAAAAAGGAGAGGCUGGUUGACCGCUGGUCGGGGAACCUGAGUCUCUUUUCUGCUGUUUUUCUUUGCUUUUUUUUUUUUUUUUUAAACCCCCCUCUUGAGGAUGAGGUGGUUUUUUUCCUCUCCAAGAAGAAGAUGAUGCCAUACUGUUCACAAGAUUUUCUCUAUUCCUAUUUUCAUAAAAAAAGAGACAAAUAGAAAAAAGGAGUGAGAAAAAAAUGAACGUGUGGAGGUAGUAUUUUGUACAGUAUAUUGUUCUUGUUUUAUUGUUUGCACUUCCGUAUGUGUACUUCUUGAAUGACCUCCGUAUGUCUUGGGAAUGCCUUAUUGUUUCCAUGCCACCCUGGGACGAGGAAGAGGGGAAGAAGGAAGGAAACGAAAGGAAAAAGAUGGGGUGGCAUGGAGCUCCUGUUCUGAAAUCUCCCAGGAAACCAAUCAACUUGACAACCAACUAAUCUCCAAAGAGGCUGUUUUUUUUUGUAUUUCUUUUUCUGUUUUGCACCUCAGCUUGUCCAGUUACGUUUUUUUUUCAACAAGAUGUUAAAUAUUCUUUGUUCUUUCUUUAACCUUUUGGUGUGUGCGUGUGUGUGUGUGUGUGUGUGUGUGUGUGUGUGUGCGUGUAUGCGCGUGCGUGUGUGUGUGUGUUUGUAUCAAUGCGUGUGUGUUUGUUUGUUUUUUCCCCAGUGUCUAUACAUUUUUUGUUUUCAAAUGUUAUGUCCUCAAUGGCUUCCUCACGCGGAUUCAAGUCCCAGUUUGUUGUCUAGUUGUUUUGCCAUGUAUGGCAUCAUGAAGUGCGUUAAGUGAGGCGCGGGCUAAAUCCGAAAGGAUUACAAAACUGGUGAUAUUCCUACUGUAGAUAUGAAAGGCAGACGAAAGAAUCCAACCAAGUAUCUCUCCAGAGAGUCUCUCCUGGUGUCUGCUCGCGUAAGGAGACCCAGGAGUGCUCCCUGCUCCUCCUAGUCUUUUGGGGGGUAACAGCGUCUCCCGAUGGCAUAUCAUGAAACGAAAGAGUAUCAGAAGAAGGCACCUCUGUCAUACAACCGGCAGAGCCCCAGAUGAGCUGUGGAAUCCAUUUUGCUUGCACUAGAGUACGUCUGCCAAGGGUGGUGGAUUUGAAUCACAAAGCACAUUGUUUUUUUUGUUUGUUUGUUUGUUUUGUUUGUUUGUUUUUUUAUUUGCUUUUAUUAUUUGUAUUAUUAUUUUCUUUUUUUCUUUUAGUUUUUUCCCUACCAGUCAGGGACACAAAAAUUCAUAGGGAUUAAUUGUCCUGAAACUGAAAUCUGAAUGAAUGUGGUGAAGUUUGAAAUUUGAUUAAUAACACAAACCUCUCGAAGUGUGUAAUGAAGGUGACUGAAAACAUGUUUAUUUUCCCCCAAGAGAUACGACUGUUUGUUUGUUUUUAUCUCCCCUUUAUUCAAAUCAGACAAAAUGGCAAACUUAUCCAGAAUAGGGACAAAAUUAGGGUUAUUGAACUACAAAAUAGCAGUCUUUGACUGAACAGAAACAAUCCACUAAAUGCAGUUGUUUCAACCAUUAAAAUUGACAUAGGUGCCUCCCCCCCCCCCCCCCCCCCCCCAAGAUGUUUUGAAAGUGUGCUCGUCUUUGUUGCCCGUUGGAGAGACUCCAAACCACUUGUGUGUUUGGCACCUGAGCAAUACUGUGCAAACAAAUCUGUGAAUCGACUGCAUCUCUUCUCAGGAUACUUAUCUGGGCUUUUGUAAGUUUAAAACAGAAAAAGCAUAUGACUAUAUACCUUUCAGGUGACCUUGUUAAACGGUGCAGUGGUGUUGUUGAAUAUAAAUGACCACUACUUUUUUGCCUUUUAAACAUUUUUUUACAAGACUAGAGGAGAAAAUCUUCAGAAGAGAGAAUUGAACUGUUAUUACUGUUAUAAUGUUUUUGGUAUGUUUGAAGACACUGAUUAAUUCUCGUCAAUGCUGUUAUGUGUGUGUGGGGGGGGGCUAUUUUUAUUUUGUGUUGCGUUUUUGUUUUAUUAUUCCUUUCCAACUUCAUGUCCAAGUUUGAGGAGUCCACAUGCUCUGACGAAACCACAUGUCUCACUUCGAAGGGCUUUUAAAAACGUACAACCUGUCCUCCUGUCCAAGUCACCCCCACUGUUACACCUUUGUCCCUUUUAAUCAACAAAAAAAUCCCAUUUAAAUGAUUAUCAUUUCAUACAUUUCUAGCCGAUUCAGUUUUCAGAGUCUUAUGCAUGAAGGAUGAAGAUCACAUGUGCAGCCUGUGCAGUUGUGAACCGUUCACAAAGCUGUCUUUUCAAUUGCCACCAGGUAGCAACCUUGGGUACAUCAGUAUGGUACAGUAGACUCUCUUGUGGAUGUAGCUGUAAAUGGGUGACUAUAAAGUUGAGAGCUAUUGGAGGCAGAAUCUACAUUUGAAGCAUGUUUUUCGUUAGGAGCUGAAAGUUGUAGUUGUUUCCUGCAAAAUUUGAACGCUGAGCCAGUUAACUGUCCUUGUAGUUCUGCCUCUCCAUCUCUCCCUUUUUCCAUUUUAGUCUUGCCAUACUUUAGUCUCUCUGGACCCUGUACAUGUGGACUGCUCCCAAAACUUAUAUAGGACAUUGGGGAUUUUACUCAUUUAUUUUGUAAUUUAUUUUUUAUUUUGUUUUCUUUUUUUUAGUUUUUCCUCUUAUUUAUUGUUUGUAUAUUUGCCCAUUUCCUACUGUAUACAUUCAUGUGUGCAAUUUCUCUACUUCAUUUUAUUGGUCUUAGAUUUGUAUAUAUUGCAUUUGUGUUUCUCUGCUGAAUGGUAGGGGCCACCAUUGUCUGAUUGUUUCUUGGGAGUACAUUUUAAUGUCCAGAAUCUCAGUUGUGUUCACUCAAUGAGGAUAAGCAAACAAAACAGAAACAAACUAAAUUCAAAACAAUCAACUAAAAAAAAAAAGAAUAGUAUUGGCAACAAAAAAAAGAAAAUCAGAAGGGCCAACUCUUGGUUUGAUACAGAGACCUGCUUGAACAAGUCUAAUUGCCUUCUACACUACACCAGCGACAUUUUUGUGCUGUGUUACGUGUACGAAAACAAUCAUGAGGGCAAAAAAAAACUGAUACGAGCAGAAAGCUACUGCUGUUUAUUAUUUUUUACCCAGAAAGCUGUGCCUUUCUAUUGUCGAGGCUUGUUCUGUUGAGUGAUGUCUUCACAUAAAAGCUAAGGACCAAGCUUUCCCUUCAACCACUAGCUCAAAGCCCACUGAAUCCCUGUACACUGAAAUUAGCAGCUAAAGAUGCUGUUUGUCACUCUGCCUUUGUUAGUCAUUGCACAUACAAGACUUGCCCUCAUAGAUUAGUCAAUCAUCAAGUUAGUCUUUACAAGUUAGCCACAGUGAUCAUUUCGCCUUGGAAGAAUGAUGGCAGUGAAAUUAGUACAAUUUCUUCAACUCUGUCCAAAUCUUCUGUAAAGUCACUGGGCAUUGCUUAUUGGUUAGACUUUCAACACUUUUUAAAUUGAUAUGCACUGGAAAAGAAAAAAAGAUAUUUUGCGGUUCUUUAAUGUUAACGUGUCCAUAAUCCCUGGCUGUUGUAGUAAAGCGUACAUACAUACACUCUGGGUUAUUUUCUGAAAUCUGACGAUAAGGUGCCAGACAGGCAAAUUACAUGUCCUCCUGUGUUAUUUUUGUAUGGACUCGACGUUUUUGGUCCACUUUCUGAAGGUUGAGGUGGAGGGGAAGCAAGCCACCAUGUUGCCCAGUGUUAGCAUUGUUUUUUGUGGGGGUUAGAGGGAGGUUGAGUGAAGGAGCUACUGAAAGAAGUUGGGUCAGUUUAAGUGUGACCGAGCUCGAGGAUGGUCCACAAGAACAGUCAGUUUAGUGUUGAAAACCGUCAGUGUCUUGAAUUAUUACAAUUUUUUUUUUGUCCAUUGUAAUUCAAUAAGAAGACCUGAAGAAGUGUGAACCUUACGAUUUGUUCUUGCUCAUGAUUUUUUUUUCUAACUUUAAAAAAAACAAAACUUUCAUACAUCUGCUUUUAAGAGGCAGUUUUAGCCUGUAAAUUGUUUUUAAUACCUUUCGGGAUUUCUAUGAAAUAUCAAAUGAGAUCAAGGGCUUUCUUAUUUUUUUAAAGAAAGGAAAUGAAUUUACAACAUUCCUUGCUGAACUGUGGUGUGGAAAGAGCGGUACGGGCUUGUAAGAUUCACUUUUUAUAGUGAUGUUUAAAAAAAACAGAACGGGGGAAAAAUGCAUCACAUUUGACUUAAUUUGGCAUGGUUAUGUAUUGGGAUCAAAAAAGAAAUAUCUGUUUUUCAACAUAUACUGUUAGUUACAUUUAUUGCUGAAAUCCUUGAAGUUGCCUUCAUUUCAUACAUUUUUAACUAAGUCUUGAGGAUCACACAUACUCUGUAUACCAAGAAAUGAGACCCAGCAAAAAUGUAGCAUUUUUGUAAACAUUGACUGUGUGUCUUCGAGACUGUACUGUGCACUCAUUACUUUUCUCUCCCUGGUUUUAUACAGUAUGGAGGUCUAGACGAUUUGUUAUAUAGUGCAAUAUAUGUGCAAUGUAAAUAAGAGCUUUUCUCUGAAAGAAAACUUUUUUUUGUUGUUGUUUAAUUGGUACUUUUUUUUCAAUAAAAAUGUAUUAAACUGUAAA